Messenger RNA from Linum tenue, 201 nucleotides. NCBI's taxonomy places the organism in Eukaryota, Viridiplantae, Streptophyta, Magnoliopsida, Malpighiales, Linaceae. The record is from the annotation of a GenBank genome assembly.
AACGAGUUUUUGGUUCAGGAAUUUCUUGAAUUCCCGAUAAGCCAAAUUAGGGUAUCGGAGUAUCCGGAAGCCGGAUUGAGCCCAAAUUUCAUAUACGAGCUUCCUGCAGCGAGGGGAUAUUAGGAAGGUCUCGGAUUUUAAUUCGGGGUUCGUUCGUGAAAUUGACGUUUUAGUACGGGAAGGUUAAACCGGUGUUUGAAC